GCCAUCGUCCUCCCCAUUGUGGCGUACACGGACGAUGGCCGCGGACGAUAGGCAUCGUCCGCGCCAUCGUCCUCCCCAUUGUGGCGUACACGGACGAUAGGUCGCGGACGAUGGCACGCGGUUUGGUUUUCUAUUUAAAGAGCGUUUGUCAUUCAUUUGUGCAUACCUCUACAUAUUCUCUCUCACAAAUCCAACCAAUAUGAAUCCCGGCGACGACACCAAUAGUUCUAGUUCCUCUGAUGAGUCCAGUAAUAGCAUAGAUAUAGCAUUAAAUGCAGUCGUUGAAACGGCGAUGACGCAUUGCUAUGCGUUGAUGCAGCGCCAGGCGGCAGCGGCAGCGGCCUCUGAGCAAGUCCAUAGACCUAUUCGACAUAGGUCGUAUAUCCGACGCGACCACGCGGAAGCUCACACACGUCUGGUUGAAGACUACUUUGCCGAUCAACCGCGAUGGGGCCCGGCUGUUUUUCGGCGCCGAUUUAGAAUGUCGCGGUACCUGUUUCUCAGCAUUGUUCGGACAUUGUCUUCACGUGAUGAAUUCUUCACGUUUCGGGAGGACGGCAUCGGCAAACCCGGCCUUACACCAUUGCAAAAGUGCACGGUUGCACUCCGUCAGUUGGCCUAUGGCACCACGGCGGACCUUUUCGACGAGUACCUCCACUGCGGGGAUUCUACAGGCCGCGAUUGUCUGAAGCGCUUUUGCCGGGGGAUAGUAGAGGCUUAUGGCGACACAUAUUUGCGCAAGCCGACUGCCACUGAUUGCCAGGGUCUGAUGCAGAUGCACGAGACGGCGCACGGGUUUCCUGGGAUGCUCGGGAGCAUCGACUGUAUGCACUGGCAGUGGAAGAAUUGUCCGACGGCGUGGAGAGGCCAGUUCACAAGUGGAUACAAGGGCAGCCACCCGACGAUGGUCCUCGAAGCCGUCGCUGACCAUCGGCUAUGGAUCUGGCAUGCUUACUUCGGCGUAGCCGGGUCGAACAACGACAUUAACGUCCUCAACUCGUCCACCCUCUUCACCGAUCAAUGUAAUGGCAACGGCCCGGCCAUCGAGUUCACUGCCAACAGACGCCAAUACCAUAUGGGGUACUACUUGGCCGAUGGCAUCUAUCCACGGUGGCCUGUUUUUGUGAAGACGGUUAGCUGCCCAAUUGGUGAGAAGAGGGUUUUAUUUGCGCAAAAGCAGGAGUCGGCGAGGAAGGAUGUCGAGCGGACAUUCGGCGUGCUCCAAUCACGGUGGGCAAUUGUGAAAGGGCCGGCUCGUUUCUGGUUCAAGGAUGUCAUCGCCGAUGUCAUAUAUGCGUGCAUAAUCAUGCACAACAUGAUAGUCGAGAAUGAAGGCGGAAGCAUCACCGAUUGGAAUGAAGAUGAUCGUGCAUCUAGUUUGGCCGGCGCGUCGACCGAGCCACCCGAUAGAGGGUUACCGUUAGGCUUCAACGAGGUUCUAUCUAGACAGGCCUCAAUGCGCAACCAACAGGAUCAUGCGCAGCUCAUGAACGACAUGAUCGAAGAAGUGUGGGCUCGCAACCGCCGUUGUUGAGUUCGCGUUUUUUUAAUUCGCAUUGUAAUGUAUUAAUUUUUAUUCAAUGAAAUGAAGUUUUUGAAAUUCGUAUUUUAAUGUAUUAAUUUUGUUAAAUUCGUAUGAGUUUUGUAAUAAAUAUUAAAA
Molecule: messenger RNA, 1660 nt
Organism: Salvia splendens (bonfire salvia)
Lineage: Eukaryota; Viridiplantae; Streptophyta; Magnoliopsida; Lamiales; Lamiaceae
Product: protein ALP1-like
Exons: 1
Coding region: 200-1534 (444 amino acids)
Source: RefSeq, a predicted model, not a curated record